This is a messenger RNA of Thunnus maccoyii (southern bluefin tuna), 8349 nucleotides long. RefSeq names its product protein bicaudal D homolog 2-like. NCBI's taxonomy places the organism in Eukaryota, Metazoa, Chordata, Actinopteri, Scombriformes, Scombridae. Gene Ontology annotation, cellular component: Golgi apparatus; cytosol. Gene Ontology annotation, molecular function: cytoskeletal adaptor activity; dynactin binding; dynein complex binding. The coding region runs from base 167 to 2752 and encodes 861 amino acids. The transcript has 10 exons. Gene Ontology annotation, biological process: protein localization to organelle; regulation of microtubule cytoskeleton organization; microtubule anchoring at microtubule organizing center. The record is from RefSeq and is a predicted model, not a curated record.
ACAAGACCUGCAACGAGAAACGCAAGCGUAACAAUCAUGCAAUUUAAAUAUAGACGAAUUUAAGCAACCGCUUGUUCUUCAAGGUUACAUCGCUUGAAGACGCCCCACAUCCCCCCUUGUCGCAGAUCAGCUGGCGUACGUUGGUUGAUCGUCACCGGUACCGACCAUGUCCGUAGAAGAGCAGGGCUACACCGACGCUAUGCUGUUGCUGGAAGCCGAGCCGGAGUGGAUGCGGGCCGAGAUCGAGCGUCUCUCCCGGGAGCUGAGUGAGACCACGAACGAGAAGAUCCAGGCGGCGGAGUACGGGCUGGCGGUUCUGGAGGAGAAGCAGCAGCUCAAACAGCAAUACGAUGACAUGGAGAUUGAGUACGAGGCCGUCCGACAGGAGCUCGACCAGCUGAAAGAGGCCUUUGGACAAGCCUACUCCAACCACAGGAAGGUGGCAGCGGAUGGGGAGAGCCGUGAGGAGUCUCUUAUCCAGGAGUCGGCCUGUAAGGAGGCCUACUACGAGCAGAGGGUGCUGGAGCUGCAGACCGAGCUCCGCCAGGCACGCAACAUCCUCACCAACACCCAGUCUGAGAAUGAACGCCUGAACACCAUCUCACAAGAGAUGAGAGAGAACAGCCAGACGAUGGAGCUCCAGAGGAACCAGCUGCGUGAUGACAUCAAGGAGUACAAGUUCCGGGAGGCUCGUCUGCUGCAGGACUACACCGAGCUGGAGGAGGAGAACAUCUCGCUGCAGAAGCAAGUGUCCGUGCUCAAACAAAGCCAGGUGGAGUUUGAGGGUUUGAAGCAUGAAAUCCGUCGUCUGGAGGAGGAUACUCAGUUCCUUAACAGCCAGCUGGAGGAUGCCAUCCGCCUGAAAGAGAUCGCUGAGCGUCAGCUAGGGGAGGCCCUGGAGACCAUCAAGACUGAGCGUGAGCUAAAAGCAUCCCUGAGGAAAGAGCUCUCCCACUACAUGAACAUCGGAGACACUCUGUACCACAGCCCUCUUAGCAUCUCCCUGGAUGGUCUCAAGUUCAGCGACGAUGCCGCCACCGAACCCAAUAACGACGAGGCUCUCCACGGAUAUGAGAAUGGCUUCACCAAACUGGCCAAUACCAUCACUGACGACAACCGCAUCUCCAUGCCCAAGAAGGAGGAGCUGUUCCAUCCGGCCCCCAGCCUUGUGGACGACCUGCUGAGCGAACUUAACAUCUCUGAGAUCCAGAAGCUCAAACAGCAGCUGAUGCAGAUGGAGCGUGAGAAGGUCAACCUGCUGUCCACCUUGCAGGACUCCCAGAAACAGCUGGAGCAGGCUAACGGCGCUCUGUCAGAGCACCAGGAGAAGGUCAACCGCCUCACCGAGAACCUCAAUGCCAUCCGCAAGCUCCAGGCCAGCAAGGAGCGCCAGUCUGCCCUGGACAACGAGAAAGAACGCGAUAGUCAUGAAGACGGAGACUACUAUGAGGUGGACAUCAACGGACCCGAGAUCCUGGAGUGCAAGUACAAGGUUGCUGUGUCUGAGGCAGGAGAGCUGAAGGAGGAACUGAAGACCAUAAAAACAGAAUACCAGGCCUGUCAGUCACGUUAUGAAGAGGAGCGCACCCGUCUGCAGAACGAUGUCACAACGCUGGGGGUGAAGCUGGCCACUCUGGAGAAGACAAGUCAGACAGAGAGAGAAGAGAAGGCUAAGCUAGAGAAGGAGCUGCGCAAGUUGAGCGACGUGGCUGGCGAGUCACAGGGUAGUCUGAGUGUGGCGCAGGAUGAGCUUGUCACCUUCAGUGAAGAACUGGCCACCCUCUACAACCACGUCUGCAUGUGCAACAACGAGACGCCCAACCGUGUCAUGCUCGACUUCUACAAGGAGGGUAAGGGUGGUCGCAGCAGCCCAGAGGGCCGCGGCCGCCGCUCCCCCAUCUUGCUCAGCAAGGGCCUCUUCCCUGAGCCUGGUAAGACCGACCUAAGCGAUGGAGCCCCAUCACCAGUCUCCUCCCUGCCUUCUCCUGUGUCUGACCACCGCCGCGAGCCCAUGAACAUCUACAAUCUGGUGGCCAUCAUCCGAGACCAGAUCAAGCACCUGCAGCUGGCUGUGGACCGCACCACAGAGCUGUCGCGCCAGAGGGUGGCCUCUCUGGAGCUCGGCACUGUGGCCGACAAGGACAAGGAAGCCUGCAUGGAGGAGAUCCUCAAACUAAAAUCCCUCCUCAGCACCAAGAGGGAACAGAUUGCAACUCUGAGGACCGUCCUCAAGGCCAACAAGCAGACAGCUGAAGUUGCUUUGGCCAAUCUGAAGAGCAAGUAUGAGAACGAGAAGGCCAUGGUGACCGAGACCAUGAUGAAACUGAGGAAUGAGCUGAAAGCCCUGAAGGAAGAUGCCGCCACCUUUUCCUCACUCAGAGCUAUGUUUGCCACACGUUGUGAUGAAUAUGUCACUCAGCUGGAUGAGAUGCAGAGGCAGCUGGCUGCAGCAGAGGAUGAGAAGAAGACCCUCAACUCCCUGCUGCGUAUGGCUAUCCAGCAGAAGCUGGCCCUAACACAGCGCCUAGAGGACCUGGAGUUCGACCACGAGCAGACACGCCGAGGAGGUACCGGCGGCCGGGCCAAGACCCGCAGCAAGGCCGCCAGCAGCACCACCAACAACCCCCACGUAAGUCAGAGUCUCACCUGCUCUGGCUCUGGCCGACCAGAGCACAUCAAUGCUAUGCCCAAUGGCAUUCUGGGAGGCCCCGGGGUCUUCUGCAGCGAGAAGUACAAGAUCUACUGCGACUGAGGAGAAGUCUGCAAGGGACUGCUGUGUACAGAGGGGAGGGGGCCUACGGGCCAAACCCUCCCCGCCUUAGUGUUAAGAGCCCCACUCGCUCGCUUAGCUCCCUGGCCAGCCUGCGCUCCUCUAGGGACUGCUGUGUGACUAACCGGCUGCUCGUGUGUGCUAGUGUAAACGCUUAGGGGAAUGCAGAUGUAUGUACAGUGUGCACUAGACGUUUGGACUGUAGUAGACAUAUAUGGCAUGUGGAUUAUAGGGCCCCGGUUAUAUUGGGGGGUUUUGUGGAUAUUAUGGAGUGUCUAUUCUUUCCGCUGUCAUGGUGCUGUACGUAUGAUGUAAAAGGUGGCAGCUUUUGUGCUCGUUUGUUCUGGCCCCCUGAGUGUAUUGCCUGGUAACAGUAACACAUUGUGGGGGUGGGGACUUGUAAAGAGGAUGUUGAUCUGACAGUCUUAUGACUAAACACAACAUCCUCUGCUCCUCGGCUCGUCUGUCGGCAUUGGUGCUCCUUUGAAAAAAAAAAAAGCCCCCUUCUCUCCUCUGCCUCUCCGUCCUGGUACCCCCCCCCCCUCCAGGACUGACCUGUGUCCAGCAGCCCACUGUCUAAUCAGGUCGCACUUAAAUGUUUACAAGAAGAAAAAUGGAACUAAAUAUGCAAUCUCCCUCUGCUUUUUUGCUAGGGGAGCAAAGAAUGAUUCUACACAGAAAUUCAAAAACUCAUAAUUGGGUUGGCUGAUGGUUUCAUGAUGGAAUUGUUUGGGCAGAAAAGGAGCACCUGUGACCACAAGGUGUUUAUUUCAGGAUCAUUUUAAAGCUGUGAUGCUAGCACACCAAUACAGUAGGGUCUGUAGAAUCGCAUGGCUUUGCAGCUGAAACGCUUAUGAGCUUUUUAACUGUUUUUCUGUUGUCAGGUGUGUGGUACAAGACGGACUCAUGUACUACAGGGCUCUACAUUGUAAAAGAGUUUUUUGGUGUCAGGUGAAAUACAGGAGGGCUAUUCAGUGUGACUCAUUAUGUCACAAUGGAUUCUUUCAGAGCCAUGUUAUAAGAGAGAAAGGAAGUUUGAAAAAUCAAUCUCCACACCCAAAUUAAGUGCACUUCAGCAUAGGUGCCUCAGGUUCCUGCUUCUGUUAAAAUGGAUAUAAUGAUUACUGUGAACAGAGAUACAAUAUAGUUUUGAUCAAAGAUGAUUUUUUAAAUAUGGAGCAAAUCCCAGAAGAGCACAAUUUAAAAAAAAAAAAAAAGACACCCGCAUCUGGAUAAUAGAUCUACAAACAAAACCAAUCAACCACUUGGCAAAAAGUGCCUGGCAACCCAAACCCAUGAUAUAUUUAUCUAUCUGUUGAUGUAAAGCCCUGUCCUUGUGUCUCAACUUGAGCUAACGCUGUUCUCUUCCUUCUCUCCCCUAAUCUUCUGUCUCCCCUCUCUAUUUUUGGAAGAUCGCUCAGAGAUCUCCAAUCAUUUCUGUGUGGUUAUGUGGCUGAAAAACCCUUUUCCUCAUGUCUCUAAUCUGUUUCUUGUCGCUCGGUCGCCACAACGACCUUCUCUCUUUUAGAUUGUCAGCAGCUUGCUCCCCCAGCAUCACCACUCACCCUUUAACUAGAAUGAGGACUUGUGGGGAAAAUUGCCCUCUGAAUAUUUUUGUCAGGUAAAGUCCUCACGUACGUUGUGUUCUCGAUACUCGCCUGUGUGUAUAUCUCAGCGUUUAAAGUGAAGGGCCCUCAUGUGUGUAUUAUGUUUUUUGAACUUUGCAAAUGGAGGGUCGUUCACUUCUUUUUAUUUGUGUUUGGUGUGUGAGGACAAAGCAACGUACUGUUUUAGUAUCCAAAAUAGCUUUAACCACUUGCAAGCUAGCAUUACGCAAAUAGGAAAAAAUAUAAGUGGGGCUUGUGUUUAAUAAUCCAUGUACUGCUUGUGGAUCAUAGACACAUUAGCUUUAUGAUGCUAAAAGCAGGGUUGAUGUGAGGGAUUCCUGCAAGAUUUAACAAAUUAUGCGUUUUCUACUACUACUAAGCUAUAUAUGAAAUUCUAUAUUCUUAAUAUGAUCAUGUUCAGGUUAAAAUCUUGCAGGAUCCGACUUACAGUAUUGAUUCCUCUCAAAUAUGAAGAGAGGGAGCUUAUUUGUUCCUCCAGAAAAAGGAACAACGUCAGCGGUCAACCCUGCUUGAGUGUGCAUCCAUAAGCCACAGCACACAGCAUGGAGACAAAGUUAUCGUACACAUUAGGGAAAAAGAAGAAGAAGAAAAAAAAAAGCAACCUCCGUAGAGGUCAAUCACUCUUACGUUUGAGAUUUCACUUACAAGUGCGAUAUAUUCUGUUUCUAUCAGUUAGCGCUGACGGAGAAAAGGUUUGGGGAGUAGAGAAGGGAGAACUACUCAUGUUGUAAACCAGCUCCUGAGAGAGGAGAUAAGAAAGCUAGACAUGCUGGUGAAGAAAGCCAGAUGUCCAGCUGAGAACUGACUCAGAUGUCCAGCAGAGAAAUGAGUCUCGGGGUUUCCUGCGGGAGAAACUCCUGGUAAUUUUUGGAGGAAAAAACAAAAAACAAAAAACACAACAAGAUUGGUUGUUUCAAUCGACCAGCGGACAUUGAUUCAAAUUAGUUGAGCCCCUAACCCUUCCCCUUGUAUAGACUCAGUGGAGCCACUGAGCAGUAGAUAGACCCCAGGAUGUGAUUGUGAUUAGAAAAACUUCUCCCUGGACGGACAAAUCCCAGCUUUGCUCCAUCUACUUUGAAAUCAAUGUCUGGCUUAUAUGGUGUCAUAACAGCAUGCCACCUAAAAAGCUCCUCCUACCUCUGCCUGCAGGCUCCUCCCACCUCACCUUUAAGUUUUACUACACAUGAUGCAUCCAGAUUCUGAUUUGUUGUAAGCCUGCAUGUCAAAAACAUAACCCAUUUUUCAUUAACUUGCAUGGCAUAUGAGAAAAGACCCAUCUCCUCUUACCUGGGUGGUGGGAUAUGGCUUCAACUCUGUCCUAUGAAUGAAAGGUCACGGUACUUGUGAGUCAUUGGCUUCCUAACUGCACCCGCAAGGUAAUUGGUGGUGAAUGUGCUUUCACAUCAGCUCUUCAGGAGCAUAUCGACAAUGUCGAUAUGACAGGAACGGAACGCUCUUACAUAACAUCGGCUGCCUCUGGGCUCCUAACAUCGGCUUCUGUCGCUUUGACUAACUACGGCCGCCGUCUGCUCUGUCUGUGUGGACUCCAGCUGCUGACCAUGUUAAUAGUCGCUCUAAAUUGACAAAUAAUGCUAUUGCUGAUCAUUUGUUUGUCUGUUUCUCCAUUUUGCAGUAAUUACAGUAGUUCUGCGCGGAUGACGAAGUACCAACACAAGGUCCAUUCUCACUGCUGAUUGAGUUCACCGAAAAAGAGCUAGUGCUCACUAUAGUCCAUUUGGACCUGAAGACAAAAAAAUAACAAAAAAUGCUAAAUGAAAACACUGAUUUCCAGUCGGCUGUUCUACUUCCUUCUUAUUCCUUGAUGUGAUGUCUAUUGGAAAUACACUUGGUCUCAUUUUUGCGUGCUGCUACUUAGAAGCCAAUUUCUCACAAGUCCAAUGAACUGAUUGAAACUGACCAGAGUUUGUGAUUGGCUUAUCUAACCCUCCAAUGAGAAGUGGGGGGACAUGGGGUUGUUUCUCAAUGUAAAUCAACAAGCUGUUUUGUCUGGUUUCAUCCUUUUUUUUUUUUUUUGUUUUAGUUUAUUGUUUUUAAUCUGUGCACUUUCAUUAUAUAGGAUUAUAACAAACUAUUAUUAACCUCUAGGAAAGCGUGGUAGUACUAUGGUUUGUGAGUUAUUCAGUAUAGGUUAUAAAACUAUAGGAUUAUACAUCCUACUGAAUUGUCUGCAACUAUUUACUCAAGUAAAGGCUCCACAAACCACAGACCUACUAUUUUGACUUAAUCCUCAAGAUUUUAUCCAUCAAAUAAUCAUUCUUAAAUUGUUUUGUUACAUCAUAUUUUAUGCUGUUGGUUUUCUUAUAUGUUUGUUCUACUGCCAUGUUCUAUACGAAAAUCCAGGGUGAUCAAAUUCUGGGGUUUUUUCAUGUAUUUAUUAUUCCUAGGAAUAGUUCAAAAUAACACAAUGAAACUUGACAACGCUCUGACUCAAAUAGGUAAGUUGUGUUUUGGGAAAAAUUGAGUGAUAUGAUAUAUGCUUUUCCUAGCUUCUUACCGAGGGCGUUCCACUGAAACGGGAUCACUGACUUUCAGAAUUCUCUGCAAAUGCAACAAUUAAAUUCCAAAUUGGAAUUGUUUCAUUCUCUCUUCGUUUAUCGUGCCAAAUCUUGGUACACCGUUUAGGUUUGAAAAAGAAUCAAGACUCUGAAAGAAGACAAACCGUCGCUGAGAAAAGGUGUCGUUUGGGCCAUGGCUCUCCGUGCGAGUGCCGGGGUUUUGUUUUUGGUUUGUUUAAUUCUUUGUUUCUGACCAGUAGUGCCUUUCAUUGUUUCAAGGGAGAAUGUUAGACUAGUAUUUUAUGUUUUCAUUUUUUUUUUUUUUUUAUAUAGGUGAGGACUUUGGGUUCAAAAUGACUGUGAGCAGCAAUAAAUGCAAAGGGAAUUUUCCCCUUUCUGAGUGAGACGAUAGUUUUGAAAUUAGCUCAAUAAAACAAAAAUUGUAUUGAAUUCUGCAGGUCAGUGAUCCGCUCAAUAAAUUCAGGGGUAUUAAAGAAAAGGUUUUUUUUUUUUUUAUCAAACUUUGGGAACCAAAAGAAAUCCCUUUGGCCUCCUGUUAUUGAACAAAAUGCUCCAAGCAUCUGUAAUGUGUUGGGGUAGAUCAGUGUACUAUUGGAAACAUCUACGUAUCUCUAGCUUUGUUUGGUGAAGGUAAUGUGAUAUCAAUAGUAUUGUUGAAAAAAACAAAAUGUGCAGAGAGCGCAUUUGAUCUUUCUUUUUGUCCAAUUUGAGUUUUGUUUGUUGUUUUUCUUUUUUUUUCUUUUUUUUAAUUUUUAUUCUUAAAUCUUUUUUUACAUCAUCUUUGAGCAUUAUGUUUUCAGGAAACAGAAAACUAAACUAGCAUCAACAAGCUUGAAUAGUGCCAUUAUAGCCAAUGCUUGUUUGUUGAGGCGUUAAAGUUACCAAUACGGACAAGAAGCUAAAAAAAAAAGUGCAAUUCAGAUACCGUUUUACAUUUAAAAAAAAGAGAAAGUUUUCUGUUUGCUGGAAGCGAUAGCAUUGUGAUAAUAAAAUUAGCUGUGCAAACUUUAUAUUGUCAUAUUGUGUUUCAGUAUUGAUCCAUAAUGAGAGUUUGAUAUCUUUAUAUGAAAUAACGACUUCACCUGUAUGUUGGUAUUUAUUUGAAUGGUCAUGCAGUACUGUAUUCUUAUCAAUAAUGUGCAUUAUGAUUAGUGGCAUAUUGAUUACAGCUAAAUGUCAUAUGCAUGUUUCUCGGUCAUGGGACCUUUACACAGAAUUGAAAACAAACAUGUAAACUUUUGUCAGGGUGUUUAAAAAAAAAAAUGGUGGGGGGGGAAUUAAAAGACAAGAGUUUAGUCUGAUGUAUUACUGCUGAACUAAUCCUAUGAAAGUGUUUUGUUUGUUUUCCAGUAGAGAGGUGGUCUAUCUGUGUAAAGGUAGUCAUACUGGCUAAAAUCAAUAAAUGUGACUUAAG